UAUGUAUGUAUAAAUAUAAAUAUAAAAGUGAAAUGAGGUGAAGCUAUGAACUAUUCAAUAAAUAUUGCUUACUGAAGAAUAUUUAUAAAUCUGUGGAAAACUCGCUUUUUAACACAGUAAAUAAGAUAUUACAGCUUACUGACGACUGGAUUUUUAUUAACUAUCAUAUCCUAAGCCAUGGACUCGGCAACGUUACCAUCUAAAGCCAUAUUGCGCCAGAAGAUAAAGCAGACAGAGAGUGAUUUCAUAACUUACUGUUGUAUAAUUAUGAACAACAAGCUAUUGAUUGCUGAUUUUAAUUCUAAUGGUUUAAUUGUGCAAAAUAUGGACGGAACUCGUGAAAAUCGUUUCAAUUUGUCAAGUAAACCAUUCAAUUUAACAGUCAUCGAUAAAGAACACGUUGGAAUCACUUAUUCUGACAAUAACGUCAGUACAGACCGUAUUGCCAUUUUAAACACGAUUACAAAAGAAGAAGAAAAGUUUGGGAAAUGCACCUUAACGCCUGAAGGAAUAGCAUGUUACAACGAUGACGUCUAUGUCCUUUCUAUGGACAACCGUCUAGAAGUUAUGAGAAAGGAAGGAAAUAUAGUGCGCACUAUCUCGCUUCCGAAUAUCAAACGUGUUUCGACCCUCAUAAUUGAGGAUGGUAAAUUAUUUAUAGGUGAACCUAUGUUUCACGCGCGUGGGUCUGUAACUCCUAGCAUUAACUGUUUAGACUUAGACGGGAAACUUAUUUGGGAAUUUAAUGAUGACGAAGGCGAAAUAUCUAACCCGUUUUCUAUGGCAUUAGAUGGGAAAGGAAACGUUUAUGUUUGCGACGUGUAUGCGCAUAUUGUUGUCGUUAUUUCAUCCGAUGGAAAACAUUACAGGAAACUUUUGUCGGAAGUUGACGGAAUGCAAUCGCCAAUAGGGGUGAUGUGGGACAAACAAACUGAUUGCUUAUUAGUUUGUAAUGAAAAUGGUGAAAUAUUUUUUUAUGACAUUGAGUAACAUUUUAUAAGUUUUACAAUUAUUUUGACAUGGAGUUUUAACUUGAUUUUCAACCUGUGUAUUGA
Molecule: messenger RNA, 1055 nt
Organism: Mytilus trossulus (common blue mussel)
Lineage: Eukaryota; Metazoa; Mollusca; Bivalvia; Mytilida; Mytilidae
Exons: 3
Coding region: 178-990 (270 amino acids)
Source: RefSeq, a predicted model, not a curated record